AAAAAAUAAACGUUUUCUAAGUCUCUCUCAUCCAUCGAUCGCCGCCGAGAAACCCUUUCGCGAAACUCUUCUCUCACUGUCUCUCGUCCAUCGAUCGCCGCCGAGAAACCCUAUCCGAGCAUAGUUUCAUUCCAUUGCUCUAUUGCUCAAAUCGAGAAACCCUAUUUUCACUGAGAUUGCUCUAUUGCUGUUUGUAUUUGAGUUUAGCUACACACUAUCAUGGAGAAGAAUCAAAUUGCUGAAGUAGUGGAUAUUGAGAAGACGACAAUGAUUAUGGAGCCUGAAAAGUCUACCGGAGGUGGACUCUUUGUUCCCGGGAAGGAAAGGGUAGUGUAUGUCGCACCGGAGAGAAAAUCGCGAUUAGGACUAGAUACCCUGGCCAUCGCGAAACGCGGGGAGUCUCAAAGUGAAGUGGGAUUCAAGGUGCCAAAAGAGAUUACCACAUCAAUUGCAGCUGCUGCAGAUGAUGAAAACGAGUCCUCUGUUGUUGAGGAAGGUGUACAUACGGGUUCGCGGCGUUCUCAUAGAAAAUACCGUGAGACAACCAGCGAAACAACCCGGGCCCGUGAGACAACCAGUGAAACAACCCGGGCAGAUUCUUCUCUUACUGAAGAAGCUUCACCUUCACACAGGAGAGACCGUAGUGAGAGGAGCGACAGGAGGGACCGGAGUGAGAGGAGCGAUAGGAGAGACCAUAGUGAGAGGAGCGACCGUAGUGAGAGGAGCGACAGGAGGGAUGGCAGUGAGAGGAGUCACUAUCAUAAGAGUGAGCGAAGGGAAGAACAGAGGAGUGAGAGGAGUGAAAGGCAUUCUGGAUACUAUAGUAAGAGAACCAGAUAUGACAGUGACGAUCAUAGGAGGGAGAGGAGUUAUUCAGGAAGAUCUGACUGGGACAGUGGCAGAUGGGAAUGGGAAGAUACUCCACGCAGGGAUAAUGUGUCUAGUUCUAGACGUCAUCAACCCUCACCAUCUCCAAUGUUCGUUGGCGCCUCGCCUGAUGCACGACUAGUUUCUCCGUGGUUGGGGGGCCAUACUCCUAAUUCACAUACACCUUCUCCUUGGGACCAUGUUUCUCCGUCUCCUCUUCCAAUACGUGCUUCUGGAUCUUCAGUCAAAUCUUCCGUUUCUGAAUAUAAUCGAAGGUCGCAUGCAUUUAAGGAGGAAAUAGCAGGCAAGUCCGACUUGGAUGAAAAACACUCAUAUACUGAGAUAACUGAAAGCAUGCGUGAAGAGAUGGAACGUGAUGCAGACCGAGCAUGGUAUGAUAGAGAAGAAGGUAGCACGUUUGAUUCUGACAACUCAUCACUAUUUCUUGGAGAUGAGGCUUCCUUUCAGAAGAAAGAGGCCGAGUUGGCUAAAAGACUGACCCGAAGAGACGGGACAAAGAUGUCUCUAUCUCAAAGCAAGAAAUUAUCUCAGCUUACAGCUGAUAAUGCUCAAUGGGAAGAUCGGCAACUGCUGAGAUCGGGUGCUGUUAGAGGUACAGAGGUUCAGACUGAAUUUGAUGACGAGGAUGAACGCAAAGUCAUUCUUCUUGUGCACGAUACUAAGCCUCCUUUUCUCGAUGGUAGAGUUGUUUUUACUAAGCAGGCAGAGCCAAUUAUGCCAAUAAAAGAUCCAACAUCAGACAUGGCUAUAAUUUCUCGUAAAGGAUCUACUCUGGUAAGAGAAAUCCACGAGAAACAGAGUUCAAAUAAGUCUCGCCAACGCUUUUGGGAACUUGCUGGCUCAAAACUUGGUGAUAUCUUAGGCGUUGAAAAAACAGCAGAACAGAUUGAUGCCGACACUGCUGUAGUGGGUGAAGAUGGUGAAAUUGAUUUUAAGGAGGAAGCUAAGUUUUCACAACACAUGAAAAAGGGAGAAGCUGUGAGUGACUUUGCUAAGUCAAAAAGUCUUUCAGAGCAAAGGCAGUAUCUGCCUAUUUUUUCAGUGCGAGAAGAGUUAUUACAGGUGAUUCGUGAAAAUCAGGUGGUGGUUGUAGUUGGGGAAACUGGUUCAGGAAAGACAACCCAAUUGACACAGUAUCUGCAUGAGGAUGGCUAUACCAUAGGUGGUAUAGUAGGUUGCACUCAACCAAGGCGUGUGGCAGCUAUGAGUGUUGCCAAGAGAGUUAGUGAGGAGAUGGACACAGAGUUAGGCGAUAAAAUUGGCUAUGCUAUACGUUUUGAGGAUGUGACUGGACCAAAUACCAUAAUAAAGUACAUGACAGACGGGGUACUUCUACGUGAAACACUUAAAGACUCUGAUUUAGAUAAGUAUAGGGUUAUUGUGAUGGACGAAGCCCAUGAAAGGUCAUUAAGCACAGAUGUCCUUUUUGGAAUAUUGAAGAAAGUUGUAGCCCAACGUCGUGAUUUCAAGCUGAUUGUUACAUCAGCAACUCUGAAUGCACAGAAAUUCUCAAAUUUCUUUGGAAGUGUUCCGAUUUUUCAUAUUCCUGGGAGAACAUUUCCUGUCAAUAUAUUAUGGAGCAAAACUCCUUGUGAAGAUUACGUUGAAGCUGCAGUGAAGCAAGCUAUGACUAUUCACAUAACCAGCCCUCCAGGUGACAUCCUUAUCUUCAUGACUGGCCAAGACGAGAUUGAGGCAGCUUGCUAUGCCCUUGCUGAAAGAAUGAAGCAGAUGAUAUCAUCUUCAAACAAAGAAGUCCCUAAACUUUUGAUUCUUCCUAUAUAUUCACAACUUCCAGCUGAUUUGCAAGCAAAGAUAUUUCAGAAAGCUGAAGAUGGUGCUCGCAAAUGCAUUGUGGCCACUAACAUUGCUGAGACAUCACUGACUGUGGAUGGUAUCUUCUUUGUCAUAGACACAGGCUAUGGUAAAAUGAAGGUGUACAACCCUAGGAUGGGUAUGGAUGCUCUCCAAGUCUUCCCUGUUAGCCGUGCUGCUGCUGACCAGCGUGCUGGCCGAGCUGGUCGAACUGGCCCUGGUACCUGCUAUCGAUUGUAUACAGAGAGUGCUUACCUAAAUGAAAUGUUGGCCAGUCCAGUUCCAGAGAUUCAGAGAACUAACCUUGGCAAUGUGGUUUUGUUGCUGAAGUCUCUUAAAGUUGAAAAUUUACUCGACUUUGAUUUCAUGGAUCCACCUCCGCAGGAUAAUAUUCUCAAUUCUAUGUACCAGUUGUGGGUGUUGGGUGCCCUUAACAAUGUGGGGGGAUUGACUGAACUUGGCUGGAAAAUGGUUGAAUUUCCACUAGAUCCUCCACUUGCUAAGAUGCUUUUGAUGGGUGACCAGUUGGGGUGUCUCGAGGAGGUUCUUACUAUUGUUUCAAUGCUUUCGGUACCGUCGGUUUUCUUUAGGCCAAAGGACCGAGCAGAGGAGAGUGAUGCUGCACGUGAAAGAUUUUUUGUGCCAGAGUCCGACCAUCUAACGCUUUACAAUGUUUAUCAGCAAUGGAAACAGCAUGAUUACAGAGGGGAUUGGUGCAACGACCAUUAUUUGCAUGUUAAAGGUCUCAGAAAGGCUAGAGAGGUGAGAUCCCAGCUGCUUGAUAUUCUCAAGACUCUCAAAAUUCCUUUAACCACAUGCUGGCCCGAUACAGAUGUUGUCAGAAAAGCAAUUUGUUCUGCGUACUUCCACAAUUCAGCAAGAUUAAAGGGUGUUGGGGAGUAUGUUAACUCCCGGAAUGGCAUGCCAUGUCACCUUCAUCCCAGUAGUGCUCUCUAUGGCAUGGGUUGCACUCCUGAUUAUGUAGUUUAUCACGAGUUAAUUCUGACGACAAAGGAGUACAUGCAGUGUGCCACAGCGGUGGAACCCCACUGGCUCGCCGAGUUAGGUCCCAUGUUUUUCUCUGUGAAAGAGUCUGAUACAUCACUACUAGAACAUAAAAAGAAACAGAAGCAGGAGAAAACAGCCAUGGAAGAGGAAAUGGAGAAUUUAAAGAAGGAGCAAGCAGAGUUGGAGAGGGAAAAUAAACAGAAGGAGAGAGAAAAAAUGGCUAAGAAUCAGCAGCAAAUAUCCAUGCCAGGUUUGAAAAAGGGUUCGUCCACAUUCUUGAGACCAAAAAGGUUUGGUUUGUAAAUAUUUUAUAGUACUCAGAUAUUAGUGAAUUCAUGGGAGAGAGGGAGGUGAAAAAAGGCCUAUUUUCUCUGGCCAUACUUCCUGCUCCUCAGGUUACUGUUAUGUAUACGUUGCAUUGAAGAAAUUCAUCGGUCGCCAAAUUGUCAUCUAUUUAGAACUUGUAAUAUUAUAGUAUUCUGCUGUCAUCCAUUUAGUUUUCAGUCUUUUCCUGUACAAAACACCAAGCACCAAGCGAAUAGUACUUCAGAGAUAUUUUUGAGAAAAUUUUCUCUGCACAAUGUGAUAUUUGAUCAGUACUUCAUCCAUAGUUUUCUAAGUAA
Vicia villosa (hairy vetch) is the source of this 4334-nucleotide messenger RNA. RefSeq names its product pre-mRNA-splicing factor ATP-dependent RNA helicase DEAH7. The transcript has 16 exons. The record is from RefSeq and is a predicted model, not a curated record. NCBI's taxonomy places the organism in Eukaryota, Viridiplantae, Streptophyta, Magnoliopsida, Fabales, Fabaceae. Gene Ontology annotation, cellular component: intracellular anatomical structure; spliceosomal complex. Gene Ontology annotation, molecular function: ATP binding; RNA binding. Gene Ontology annotation, biological process: mRNA splicing, via spliceosome. The coding region runs from base 220 to 4014 and encodes 1264 amino acids.